This is a messenger RNA of Saccostrea cuccullata (small rock oyster), 5515 nucleotides long. RefSeq names its product cyclin-dependent kinase-like 5. The transcript is spliced from 20 exons. Lineage: Eukaryota; Metazoa; Mollusca; Bivalvia; Ostreida; Ostreidae. Gene Ontology annotation, molecular function: ATP binding; protein serine/threonine kinase activity. The record is from RefSeq and is a predicted model, not a curated record. Gene Ontology annotation, cellular component: nucleus; dendrite cytoplasm. The coding region runs from base 213 to 3437 and encodes 1074 amino acids. Gene Ontology annotation, biological process: intracellular signal transduction; regulation of dendrite development; positive regulation of axon extension.
UUUUUUUUUUCAACUUGAGUUAAUUUGGAUAUCGUUUUAAAAACAACUUUAAAUUAAAUUGUGUCAGUUGUUUACAUGUUCGGACACUUGUUAAAUAAACAUGGCUCUAUUUGGAUUUAAACAUGUUACGAUAUCACACCAUAUUUAUGGAGUGGGACUCUGACAUGUGGGGAAUUGAACAUUUGUGCCUAUGCCAAGACCUGUGAUAUGUAAUGAACAAGUACGAAAUACUGGGCGUUGUAGGGGAAGGGGCCUAUGGGGUGGUGCUGAAAUGCAGACACAAAGAAUCUGGGGAAAUGGUAGCUGUUAAAAAGUUCAAAGACAGUGAAGAAAAUGAUGAUGUCAAAAGAACGACCCUUCGAGAGCUCAAGAUGUUGCGGACCCUCAAGCAGGAGAACAUCGUGGAACUGCGGGAGGCCUUUAGACGGAGGGGCAAACUCUAUCUGGUGUUUGAAUAUGUAGAAAGAAAUAUGCUGGAGCUUUUGGAGGAGAUGCCUAAUGGAGUGCCUACAGAGAAAGUGAAGCACUAUACGUAUCAGCUGUGUAAGGCUAUACAAUGGUGUCACUGUCAGGACAUCAUACACAGAGAUAUAAAGCCAGAAAAUUUACUCAUCAGUAAGAAUGAUACUCUGAAGCUUUGUGACUUUGGAUUUGCCAGAAGUAUUCACGGAGGAUUGGUGGGUGUGUACACAGACUACGUAGCCACAAGAUGGUACAGGUCACCAGAACUCUUACUUGGGGCUGCCUAUGGAAAGGCUGUGGACAUCUGGUCUAUAGGGUGUAUUCUAGGAGAACUCAGUGACGGUCAGCCGUUAUUUCCUGGGGAGAGCGAGAUUGACCAGCUCUAUGUCAUUCAGAAGGUCAUGGGUCAACUUCCUGCUGACCAGAUGAAAAUGUUUUUUGCUAAUCCCAGGUUUUCGGGACUGAAGUUUAAGGUAACAAGGUCACAGAAGCAAAGAAAGAAGGAUGAUGAUGAUUUUCCAUCAGUGGCAAGACCCCAGACCUUACCAAAGCGUUAUCAUGGAGUUCUCAGUGGUGUUCUAAUUGACUUUAUGGACAAAACCUUAAAACUGGAUCCUAAUCAGCGCUUUUUGAUUGACGACUGCUUGGAACAUGAGGCGUUCCAAACGGAACAUUUACUGAAUCGUAACCAGAUCCAGAUACGUAGGAUUAAUACUCAAAGUGCUAGCAAGAAACGCAAAAACAACUACACAGAACAGAUUCAAAGUGAGAAUCUAAAAAAUAUGCAAAACAGUCGUCCUGAUUCGGGUGACACUAAUGACCCACCUCGUGCUGUUGUGAUAGUCGAGAGACAGGAGGAAAAAAUGGACACAGAAGAUGAUAUUUAUAAUUCUCCAGCCCGCAGCAAAUAUAUAAAGCAGGCUAAAAAUGUGUCUAAAAGUAACGCUGACAAGCUAAAUAACCAGAGCGAUGCUAAAGCUCAGAAAGACAGCCAGAAAGUGGAAAAACAUAUCAGUACAAUUAUUGAGGCCCCUCCCCCUAAAUCUGCCUCACAGAAAGUGGGCGGGGCUAAGUCAUCACAAGGGAAUAAGUCAGGGAAGGGUACAACCCAAUCAAGUACUGUUCUGGAUACUCAUAAAAGUAGUCAGGGGGAGAAAACGGAAAAAGGCGGGGCAAGUGCGAGUGUGUCAAAAAAUUCUCAAAGUGAAAGAGCAAGUGCGAAAGAAAGGGAGAGAAAUGUGAUUACUGCUGACUUGAAACUGAAUCUUACAAAUGGCAAUACAUCCUCAGAAAAAGUUGCACCCUCUGACUCAACACAAUAUAGGGCUAAAACUCCCAAAGUGGAAAAAGUCACCACAAUAGACAAUAAAACAUUGAAAAUCACAAGUGACACCAAACAUGGAAGCACAUUCUCUGAUGUCCACCAUUUUGGAUUGGACAACAGUAUGGACUCUUCUUCAUUCAGUGGGAUGUCCACUGAGGACUCAAGUGCAACUUCAGGGACCUACACCUCCACCACAACAGAUACCAGUGGGACCUCUUAUGACCCCCUGGAGUUUGCCAUUACUCAUAGUGAGUCAAAAUACUUAAAAAACAAAGACAGUGUCAAAGUGGUGCCUCCUCCUGACUUAAAGAUUGGAAAGCUCCUUGAGCCUGAUUCCCCCACAGUGACCCCUAGGGACCCCAAAUCUAGUCUUUUUAUCAACACCAAUAGGUCUAGUACUUACACUGUUAAUUUACAAGCACCCAACACCGAAAACCAGGAAUCUCAGCAAAGGGAGACAAAUAGUCCUCAACACGAGCGGAGAAAGUUUUUGGAUAAGGCAAUGCAGGAAGAACUUCACCGUAUAAAGUCCAGCACAAUGCGGAAAAAGAGCAACGACAAAAAUCAUCAGGGUUCUUUUAUCCAGACAAUCACAGAUCGUCUCUCAGAUGCAAAGUUGCAGAAUCCAGAUGUUUCAUUACCUUCAUACAACACAAACAAAUACAGGGAAAGCAGCUUUAUCAACUAUGGAACUAAACAGUCUGUUAAACGCAACCGCAGGGAAAACUACGGUACAGAUAGAAGGGCACACCCCUUUAUUUUGUUGAGGGAGCGAUCAGUGGCCGAUAGUAAUUAUGAAAGCCACGCCCACCCUGUCACUGUGACAGAUAGUCAUAGACCUACCAAGGAAGAUAUUGAUAAAAAAUUGUUAAUACAGCAAACAGACUUGUCUUUCCAUCGAGAACAGAGCAACAUAAAUAUGGGUGGGCCCCCCGUUCAGGGUCGUUCUCACAGCAAGUACAUGUCCCUCAACUCAGAACAGCCAGGGAUAGGUGGGUACCAACAUCAGCGUAUGUUUCCCCAGCCUGAUAACUCAUCUUGGCGGCAAGCUGACUCCACGAACACAGAAUGGGGCAACAGUACAAAUAAUACUCUUCAGCAGCUAGCAAAAAAGAAGAAAAAGAAAAAGUUUCUCCAGAUCCUGGCCAAUGAGAAUGCAGGAAGGAUGACUCCCACGAGCCGACUCCUAAUGACGCCAUCGAGAGCCAGUCGAAUGGAUUAUGACAUCGAGGAUGAAAACGACGGCCAAAUCUCAGCCAGGGAACCCCUACAGAAUUCUGGACGGGAUUAUAAGGAUAUUUACGACAACAAACAUCGAUACGAAAAAAGUCAAGUCAAUAUCCAGAAACGAACAAAGACUCCUAUUGAUAAGGGAACCCGUUUACAACCUCUUCAGAAGCCUCACUAUCUUAGUCAGCAACAAGGCAUGGACUCUCUUUGGCCAUACCAUAAUAAGUCAGAAACUGACGCUCGCCUGGGUGCCGGUUCUGGUAUGGACUUAAGACCGGGGUGGCUGUCUCGCCCUGGGUCAGUUUUAGGGGAGGACCAUCCUGACCUCUACUCCCACACACCGCGUGAUCAGGGGGACCUUAAACCUGUCAAAAGUGGCAAGCCUCGUCUCACCGGAGACUAUAGAACAAAUCGAGACUGAAAUUAUUUUGUGGCUGGAAAUUGAGUUCAUUGAUGAAUUGUGCUAUGUAAAAAUGCUUUUGCUUUAAGUGAGAGAGUUUGUUUACUCAAAUGAGUAGAGUGCAUAUUAUGAGAGCAAGAGAAAGGGGGGUGUAUGUAAUUUGAUCUUUUUUAUGCCAAAUGUUCAGUUUUGUGAUUCAUUAGUGGUCAUUGAAGAGACUGAGAUUUUUGUUCAGUGUUGAUAGUUAGCUGAGGACUUACAUAUCUGUUUUACACCAGGCUCUACAUACUAUGUUAUACAUGUAUAUUUAAACUUAACCCAUUUAACAAGCAUAUCAGUAUAUUGCAUAUGUCAUAUCCUAUAACAUUUAUUAUUUUACAAAAGCAUUAUUUAGUAAUAAAAAUACAUAUUUAGGUCAUAAUUUAACCUUCAAUUAAUAUUUUAGUUUUUAAAUACCUUUUUGGUUAUGAACCAAUAUUCUUUUCGAGAUUAACCUUAACAUAUCAUUUACAGUUGUGCCAAGUUAAUCUCCUGAACCUAUUGAUAAUUUUAAUGGUUACAGAACAAGUAAAGGUCAUAAGAAAAUUAUGAAAGAAAAAAAAAUUAUAAAUAUGUUCUGAUACUUUCCUCUUACCUGUCUUUUUAAUGUUUUAUAGUUAAACUUGACAAAAUAAGUUGAAGCUAAGUUCAGUAGAUAUACCGGUAUGCUCAAAAUGACUGAAUACUCUUAAUGUUUAAAACCUUUAAAAGAAAUUAUACCAAUAAAAAAAGGACUUACAAUUCAUAUAGUUUUUAAAUUUUCACCGUAUCAAUGUAUGGGAUAUAAAUGUCUUGCAUUUUGGUUCGCUAAGAACUAUAUUUUGAGUUCUACAGAACUAUAUUUGCCCAUUUAUGGUCAUAAAAUGAUGUAUAUAUUUUUUUCUGCUAUAGAAAUCCGUCCCAAGUUUUAUUUUUUAAUACUUGUUGUAGUGGAUGUCUCAAAACUGUUGGCAAAAUUUGUGUUUUUGUUCACUUUUUUAUCCUUUGAGUUCUGCUGAUAUUUAACGUUAUGCUGUUCUAUGUUUACAAUGUAGCUAUAUAUAGUAUCUUUAUUAUUUGAGUAUGACCAGUUCUCAUUAUUUAUUUGAAACAUUGUCCUAAUAUCUGGACACCACUGGUUUCUGAAGAAAGUGAUUAGCUAAAACAAACUUUUGGAAUAAUCUACAUAUUUUUACUACAAUGAAAAUUUAUCUGAAGACUAAGAACUAUAAAUUUUCAUUGUAAUAGGCAAGAUCUUGGGAUAAAACAACAUUUGCAUUAGACAAGUUCCACUGAAAAUAAUUUUUUAGGUUGUUAGAUACUUUGACACUUAAAGUGUUAAAAUGUUAUGCAUAAGCCAUUUUUUGGUUGAAAUAAAUCAAACCUGGAAAUUUUUCAGUCCUUAAAAGUGAGAAAUUUAUAAUGUCUUCAAUUUUUGAAACAUUUGAACUGUUUGUUGCAAAAUCUUUUGAAGCUGUAGCUUCCUUAUACGUAUACUCGUGCUUUACAGUAUUAUAAAUCUAAUUAUCUCUCUAUUCACUACCUCAUUUGUUCAGUUUUGCUAGUGCCUAAUUUCAAACACUUUCUUUUGCCACGAUAGAAAAUUGUAUUUUGUGGUAGAAGUGUUUCUUUAAAAUUUAUUAACAGGGAAAAUUUUAGAACUUUAUAGAAAAAAACAUCUAUUGGAAAUAGAAAGUUAUUAAAAAUGAUAUAAAGCAUUGUUUUAAACUUGUUCUCAAACUUACUUUUAAUACUUUUUGCUUCUGUUACAUAAUUUGAAUUUUAUUAUUUUCUCUUGUGAAAAAAAAUUGCCUUAUUAUAUAAACUAAUUAUUUGCCACCAAUUCAGCAUAUUUUAUUCACUGGCAGUACAUGUUACAUAUCUAUAUGUAUGUACUACAUAUUUAUAUCAAUAACCAGUUUUACUGUUCUUCUACAAAUUUUGUAUUUUUUCACUGCCUCAAAGUUAAGUGUCAUCAUUUCAUGUUUUAUGUGCAAAAUAUCACAUUAUUGUCAUACAACAAAUGUGCCAUCAGUUUAAAUACAACUUAAAGGAUAAAGAAUAAAGUUUACUGUAUAAUA